Messenger RNA from Acinonyx jubatus (cheetah), 4370 nucleotides. RefSeq names its product ferrochelatase (gene FECH). The transcript has 11 exons. Bases 221 to 1471 code for a protein of 416 amino acids. Gene Ontology annotation, molecular function: protoporphyrin ferrochelatase activity. Gene Ontology annotation, biological process: heme biosynthetic process. The record is from RefSeq and is a predicted model, not a curated record. Lineage: Eukaryota; Metazoa; Chordata; Mammalia; Carnivora; Felidae.
UCCCCUGGCCCCGCCCCCGAGCCCCGGCUAGGCCCGGCCAGGCAGCGAAUGAACGGGUGCGCCGCGAGGGCGCAGGGGGCCGCAACUUAAGAUAAGGCGGCCUGUGGUGGCAGUGCCAGCAGCUCGGAGCUCUCCGGGCCGAUACCCGAUCGCGCCGCCGUGGGAGGAACCCGAGUCCCGGGCCGAAGCUGCCCCGGGAAAACUCUCAGGCGGCAUCAACAUGGCUGCGGCCCUGCGAGCUGCGGGCGCCCUGCUCCGCGGUCGGCUGGUGCCUGGAAGCUCAAGGGCCCGCCAACCAUGGAGGGGCCAGUCGGUUGGAGCCACGGCGGCAGCUGCCACAGAAACAGCCCAGCGUACCAGAAGCCCAGAACCUCAGGUUCAGCCGGGGAAGAGGAAGCCGAAGACUGGAAUAUUAAUGCUGAACAUGGGGGGCCCUGAAACCCUGGGAGAUGUUCACGACUUCCUUUUGAGGCUCUUCCUGGACCGAGACUUGAUGACGCUUCCUAUUCAAAAUAAGCUGGCACCAAUCAUCGCCAAACGCCGGACCCCCAAAAUUCAGGAGCAAUACCGCAGGAUCGGAGGCGGGUCCCCCAUCAAGAUGUGGACUUCCAAGCAGGGAGAAGGCAUGGUGAAGCUGCUAGAUGACUUAUCCCCCAACACAGCCCCUCACAAAUACUAUAUUGGAUUCCGGUAUGUCCAUCCUUUAACAGAAGAAGCAAUUGAAGAGAUGGAGAGGGACGGGAUCGAAAGGGCUAUUGCCUUCACGCAGUAUCCACAGUACAGCUGCUCGACCACAGGCAGCAGCUUAAAUGCCAUUUACAGAUACUAUAGUGAAAUGGGAAGGAGGCCUGCGAUGAAGUGGAGCACAAUUGACAGGUGGCCCACACACCCCCUCCUCAUUCAGUGCUUUGCAGACCACAUCGUGAAAGAAUUGGACCACUUUCCACCUGAGAAGAGGAGUGAGGUGGUCAUUCUCUUUUCUGCUCACUCGCUGCCCAUGUCUGUGGUCAACAGAGGGGAUCCCUAUCCUCAGGAGGUGGGUGCCACUGUGCAGAGAGUCAUGGAUAAGCUGGGUUACUCCAACCCCUACCGACUGGUUUGGCAGUCCAAGGUUGGUCCGAUGCCCUGGCUGGGCCCUCAAACAGACGAGACCAUCAAAGGGCUUUGUGAGAGGGGGAGGAAGAACAUUCUUUUGGUCCCGAUAGCGUUUACCAGCGAUCACAUUGAAACGCUGUACGAACUGGACAUCGAGUACUCCCAAGUUCUGGCUAACGAGUGUGGAGUUGAAAACAUCAGAAGAGCAGAGUCUCUUAAUGGAAAUCCAUUGUUCUCCAAGGCCCUGGCCGAUUUGGUGCUGUCACACAUCCAGUCAAACGAGCUGUGCUCCAAGCAGUUGACUCUGAGUUGUCCGCUCUGUGUAAAUCCUGUCUGCAGGGAGACUAAAUCCUUCUUCACCAGCCAGCAGCUGUGACCCCAGCCAGAGGACCCCGUGGGAUUAGGCAAAUGCCCAACCCCCAGAUACCUCCAUUGUGGAGGAGAUGUAUUCAGAGAUCAGGGAAGAAAGUUACAUUGGCAUCUGUACUGCCUUUGGGCACAAAUUGUGUGAUUUCUUGAGGAACAGAGUCUGAAAUCCUUAUUGGGGUUUUCUAUUUUUAUCUCCUAAUACAGGAAGCAUUUAUAUCCCCCCUCCCUGGGUAAAGUUACCGGCUUGGAAUGUCCACUGGGCUAUUUAAAAACUAACUUUUAAAAAUUUAUCUUAAUAGAUGCACACAUAUUUUAAAUACCGAUUUGGGGUUUAUUGCUCAAAAAACCUGCAUGGGUGAUUAAUGGAGAGUCCCCUCUGUGGGCUGUCAGUGUGAAUGAGAUCUGUUUACAGUCUUGUGCAUAUAGUUGUCUUGUUUUUUUAAGUGAACAGACUUGACUGAAGGAAAUAUAAUUUGAAAAGGAACUGUUACCUAAUCUUUCUCUAAGCCCAUGGGUUACAGAAGGCCAGUAAUGAGGCAGGAUGGUCACCUAUAAUGGCUGCUUUUUCAGCAAUUAAUGGUGAUGUCCCCAUUAACUGGUCAUUGUGGUACUUCCGUGUGAACCUCACUUUUCUCACCAUAAAACCAAAUCGAGUACAGAUUCCAAAAGUGCGUUAAGAUUCCCCAGGCACACAAGGCUAAUAAACCUGUAGAAAUCCAGCAUGGGUCAUACUUGCCUGGUGAGGAUCUGCAGUGUCACAGGAAAGGGGGCUCUCACUGCUUCCCGUCCCCAAGGACUGUGAUGCCGGGAAAUACUAACAAUGGGCUUCAUCUCUAAAGCUGUCCCAGGACCUGGUGAAACUUUACAUGGAGCAUCUUCUUUAUUUUGCUUGAAUGCCUUCUUUCUGCCCGUUUGUUUGAAGAAUUACUUUAUAAAGUCAGUUGUUUUGUAAUCUUGAAUUUGUAAUCUUAAUUUAUAAUUUUUACCAUGAAAAUGAUGUAACCCUGCUCUUGGAAAUUUGAAAAACAGAGGGAAAAAAAAUCACUCUAAUGCAACAGCAAUUAAUCAUAUUCUUCUAUCUCAUGCCUUCCUGUGGAUAUUUUUGAUGCCGUUGUAACCUUGAAUUUGUGAGUGAAAAGUUGUUCUAAAAAUGUAGAAAUAAUGUAAGAUCAGAAUCUGAUCUCUUUUACUUGGAUUUAAAUGGAUUAAAAAAUCUCUGAUGGAUCCGUAAUGAAUUUGUAAUGAUUACCUUCUCUUUUGUCCAAGCUCGAAAACUUUGUUCUUCAAAAGAGCAUGUCUUUGAUGUUUUUAAAGCCAGUUCAUAAAGUGGAAGUAUUAGAAGAAUCAUAGAUCUCCUAUAUUCAGGAUUUACUGUGCUAAUAAAUAUUAUCACAUCAUUAAGGUGUUAACUAUUUGAUUCAUGCUCUCUGUUAAAUCAAAACUAAUGCAAGUUCAUUAAUAAUCAGACUUAUUAAAUAGGAGGAAUUUAGUUUGUAAUACAAGGAAAGAAACAUGCCAUCCAUUUUAGUUCAUAAUUUUCCCACUCUGAUAACAGCUAUGAAAUUUGAGUAAUGUGCUUUUUUUUUUUUUUUUUCAAAUUGGUUUUAAUAUUGGUAGAUUGUGUUUCCAGAGAAAGGUACAAGGCAGAGAUAGUUGGCUGUUUCCGUGAGCUCUUGGGGGAUUAGCUUCAAGGUAGACUGAGUCCCACAGUGAAGGCAAUUCUCUGGGUUAGUGAAGGCGGGUUAGGCUUGCAGCCAUUCCCUGUGCUUCAGUCAUGCGGAGGGGCUGCUUCAGCCAAAUACAUAUUAUUAUGGAGAUGUUACAGAAAACUGCAGCCCAGGAGCUCUUGCUAGGGUAUCUGAAACCCCUCGUUUGCUAAGGGAGCUUCUGAAUCAACAGUGACUGGGCUGUCUGGAAUAAUAUCCUUGAUUCUGAGGGGGACCAGCCCGGCCUUUGUAGUGACAGACAAAGGGCGAGUUCUUGGGAUCACUGCCCAGGGCAUUUGUUGUCCUGAGGAGUGUUACCUUUGACUGUUCUUAACCAAAGAUGGGCGAGGAUCAUACUCAAGGGGAGCAUUUAGUAGGACAAAAUCAACGAUUGCUCGUGGCAGAGCUAACAGCCUUUGAGAAGGGUUAUCCUAUUUGCCAACUUUGAAAUAUACACGUUUGCCCUGGUAAUUAGCAGUGAACUGCUGGCAGCCAGGCAGACCUGGCUUGAACUGAUGAAUCAGCCUGUACAGGAAACUUGCAGGGGCUGUGACGCUGAGCCGGUUCAGCUUGGCCCGGGUCCUUGUAAGGCCCAGCUCCCUGUAUGGACAGCACAGAAGGAAGGAACUCUUCUAAAGGAUAUGCAUUCUGGAACUACUUGCCUUUUUUAAAUGAAAAGAAAUGUUUGCAUUCAAAGAAUAUUUACUUCAUAUCUGGAGAAAUGAAACUCAACGUUAAAAGCCCUUUAAAUGUGUAUCAGUGAUGCGGGGGCGGGGGGGCACCUGGGUGACUCAGUUGGUAGAGCAUCCAACUCUUGUUCUCAGGGUCAUGAGUUCAAGCCCCACAUGGGAAGUGGAGCCCACUUAAAAAAAUGUGUAUCGGUGACUUUUUGGUGCUGACUAAAUAGUAACUACUCACGACUUCCUGAUAGUACCUCAGAGUACACAUCCUUGCUCAGUAAAUCCAUGAACAGAAUGUAACAUUUCUCUAGGAUUCCAUUAAAUUUUUCUUUGUGACUGGAAUUAUGUAGACCAUGAUGGCUAUCUAGAUAUGAAGAGAAAGUGGGUUUUCUGCUCCAAGUCGCCCAAAUUAAGCCUGUCAGAAGAUGCAUUGUAUCCACCAUUCUAAAGUCAUAUUAGGUCAUUUACAUGUUCAGCUGAUCUUGAAAAUAGGUGUUUUCAAAAAAAAAAAAGAAAACAG